Messenger RNA from Neurospora crassa OR74A, 957 nucleotides. Its product is annotated as microsomal signal peptidase 18 kDa subunit. The transcript has 4 exons. Gene Ontology annotation, cellular component: membrane; signal peptidase complex. Gene Ontology annotation, molecular function: serine-type endopeptidase activity. The record is from RefSeq and is a predicted model, not a curated record. NCBI's taxonomy places the organism in Eukaryota, Fungi, Ascomycota, Sordariomycetes, Sordariales, Sordariaceae. Bases 189 to 707 code for a protein of 172 amino acids.
GCCUGGCUCUGAUGUCAACUUGAAUUGUCAACUACAACGGCGCCAGUACAUGUAGCAAAAGUCAACAACACCGAUCCGACCCAUUCAAGGAAGCAGCUAGGUACUCCGAACUUGCGCAGGAACCUUGCGGCGCCACGUCAAUUUACACAACAACAGACAUCGAUCGCUUCUGCUCCUCCGCCGUCGCCAUGUUGUCAGGCCUCGCAAACCCGCGGCAAGCUGCCGUCCAGCUCAUGAACUUUGGCCUGAUCCUGUCAACUGCAUUCAUGAUGUGGAAAGGUAUUUCGGUUAUCACAGAUUCCCCGUCCCCGAUUGUCGUCGUCCUGUCCGGUAGCAUGGAGCCGGCCUUUCAGCGCGGCGACCUCUUAUUCUUGUGGAACCGCAAUGUGUUGGCCGAAACCAGCGUUGGGGAGAUUGUUGUGUACAAUGUGAAGGGCAAGGAUAUCCCCAUCGUGCACAGGAUAGUCAGGAAAUUUGGAAAGGGACCUGAAGCGAAACUGCUCACAAAGGGAGAUAACAACGUCUCGGACGACACAGAGCUCUACGCAAGUGGACAGGAUUACCUGGUUAGAAACGACAUUAUCGGGAGCGUUUUCGCCUACAUUCCUUUUGUUGGCUAUGUCACCAUUCUUUUAUCCGAGCACCCAUGGCUCAAGACUGUCAUGCUCGGACUGAUGGGUUUGGUGGUGGUUUUGCAGCGUGAAUAGCCACGUUUGAUUAUAGCAUAAUUCCCUUCUCGAACAGCGAUCGAUGCCACCUUUGUUUUCCGCCUGAUUAUUCGGACUUGUGACUUUUACAUGUACUUGUCACCAUCGAUAAGCGUUGGAAGUCUCAAGGUGAAGAAGAUAAAUGGAAAGAGGUGAGUAAACACCUGGUCAAAGUUAAAUAAAUGGCUUAUGAUGCCAUAUUGACCCGCUACCGAUGUACCUAGGUACCUAUCUAUCUCUUUAUGGUCCG